Enhydra lutris kenyoni (northern sea otter) is the source of this 2948-nucleotide messenger RNA. RefSeq names its product CTD small phosphatase 2. Bases 64 to 879 code for a protein of 271 amino acids. Gene Ontology annotation, molecular function: RNA polymerase II CTD heptapeptide repeat phosphatase activity. The transcript has 8 exons. The record is from RefSeq and is a predicted model, not a curated record. NCBI's taxonomy places the organism in Eukaryota, Metazoa, Chordata, Mammalia, Carnivora, Mustelidae.
CAGCCCAGCCUGCGCGCCCGCCGGUCCUCCCGCCCAGCCAGCCCGGGCCCGCGGGAUUGUUAGAUGGAACACGGCUCCAUCAUCACCCAGGCGCGGAGGGAAGACGCCCUGGUGCUCACCAAGCAAGGCCUGGUCUCCAAGUCCUCUCCUAAGAAACCUCGUGGACGGAACAUCUUUAAGGCCUUUUUCUGCUGUUUUCGUGCCCAGCAUGUUGGCCAGUCAAGCUCGUCCACUGAGCUCUCUGCAUACAAGGAGGAAGCCAACACCAUUGCUAAGUCGGAUCUGCUGCACUGUCUCCAGUACCAGUUUUAUCAGAUCCCGGGGACCUGUCUGCUCCCAGAGGUGACAGAGGAAGAUCAAGGAAGGAUCUGCGUGGUCAUUGACUUGGAUGAAACACUUGUGCAUAGCUCCUUUAAGCCAAUCAACAACGCCGACUUCAUAGUGCCUGUAGAGAUUGAGGGGACCACUCACCAGGUUUAUGUGCUCAAGAGGCCUUACGUGGAUGAGUUCCUGAGACGAAUGGGAGAACUCUUUGAAUGUGUGCUCUUCACUGCCAGCCUAGCCAAGUAUGCCGACCCCGUGACCGAUCUGCUGGACCGGUGUGGCGUGUUCCGGGCCCGCCUGUUCCGGGAGUCCUGCGUGUUCCACCAGGGUUGCUAUGUCAAGGACCUCAGCCGCCUGGGAAGGGACCUGAGGAAAACCCUCAUUCUAGACAACUCGCCCGCCUCUUACAUCUUCCACCCGGAGAAUGCGGUGCCCGUGCAGUCUUGGUUUGAUGACAUGGCAGAUACUGAGCUGCUGAACCUGAUCCCGAUCUUUGAGGAAUUGAGCGGAGCAGAGGAUGUCUACACCAGCCUUGGGCAGCUGCGGGCCCCUUAGCCUUCCCUGCUUCCAAACAGUGGCCAUCCCAGUAGGGGACUUUCCUACACUGUGCCUUUAUGAUCAGCCUGAUGGAGCAGAAGCUGAAGCAUCUCACCAAGUGGGGCCUGGAGGAGAAGUGACUGGAAAGGGCUUUAGGACAGGAUAGGUGCCAAGUGGGCACGUAGCAGACUGACGACUCCCAGAGCUGCCUGCUCCCUGAGUUGGGUUCCCAAAUGUGAGUGUGUGUGUGUCUCUGUGUGUGUCUGUGUCUCUGUGUGUGUCUGUGUCUAUGUGUCUUUGUGUCUCACCCUAUGUGUUCAGGUUGAGGGAAAAACUGAAAGAUCAAGACUCUCCAAGUUAGUCUGCCUCCUCUCCAGUCACCCUGAGAGCCCCCGCACUCGGUCGGGAUGAAGACUGUUGAAGGCUCUGUUGCCAAACUCAUGGCCUUUCCUUGGUGUUAAAAGGCUCAUGCCAAGGAGAAAGGGCGAACCAGAGGCUGCCUUCAGGUAUCCCAGGCACACGCCUUUCUGAUACUUUUCUCCAGCCAGCAACUGCAGACAGAAUGACAACAUUUCUGGAAAGAAAAGCUUGUUUCCAGAACCAGUAGCCCCAGCAUCCAUCAAGUCCUGUGGUCUGAGGGCUGCACAUGCCUCUAGCCAAGUGCCUGGCAUGGACCCUUUCUGUGUCUCCCCAAGGCUUGGGUGCUGGGCCUGCCUGCCUUAUCACCUAGCCAUAGUCUUGAACCUUUGGGAAAGGAGGUCUUCUCCCUGGCCUGAAGAGGACAAAUAAUGUUUCCGUUCUUUUGACUCUCUUUUAAAAUUCUCUUUCUAAACACAGGAGUGUUGGGCCUGUUUUGUUUCUGACAAAGCUGCAGUCCUGGGCCUGAGAUGAAUGUGGGAGGCUCUGGGGGUGCAGGGAGGAGGAAAACCCCCAAACCAUGAAUGUGUGUGUCCCCUUGGCUUGUAGAUCAGCUGAGCAUGGGACCAUGUCCCUAAGUCUGCUCUUCAGGGAUUCUCUGCUGGUGCUGGUGUGAGGACUUCUGUUCCAAAGUCCGGGAGGGGCGCUUGGAGCCUAUGCCCGCCCUGCUUCUGGGGCAGGGCUGUUUCCUGUUGUCUUCCCCCAGGGCCUGGCCUAUGCCUCUCACUCUGCUUCUGUCUAGUCCCUCCUGCGCUGUUGCUUUUUUGCUCCAGGGCCUCAGAAGCGCUCCUGCUUUCCCUGGCUGAGGAGAGGGGCUUUCUCUUCAUUUCCUUUGCCACCCUAAUGCACAUGCCUCCUGCCUCCCGUGACAGGUGUGAGCGAGCCCUUUACACACCUGAGCUUUGUGUGUCUCUCGCUUUCCGAGUUUCUUAGUAGCGAAUGCUUUUAAAAAUUGCCACAAAAUGGAGGUUUCCUGAGGAUGGAGAAGGGGAAGUGCUGCUGUAAUUGGGAGCACAAGGACAUCCCAAAAGGGAGCCCCACCCCAGGAUCACUGCCUUAAUUAUGGCCUCCCCUGGGGCUGGCUGGGGUUGUCUCCUCUUCUCCCUUCCUCCUUCCCUCCCUCCCUCCUCCUGGGGCAGGAGGCAGUUCCUCUCCCCAUCUCUGCUUUCCCUGGAGGCAGGGGGUCACAAAGCAUUUGAGGAUAUCCCCCUCUCAGGACUCUUCCCUGUUAUCCUUUUCAAUGUCCACACACUGGGUUCAGCCUGAGGAAUUGGCCAGUUUUUGAGCCAACCAGGUGGUGGAGCAGCAGCUUGGUGUUCUGAGAGGUAGCGGGCUGACUGGCAUCAUUCUCUAAGCAUUUGGUAUCGGCUCCCCUCCUUGUCCCAAGGUUGUAUGGCCAUGUCUUUCCCACUGGUGUCACAGAAGUGGAACAGAGUCCCUGGUGACGCGUGGUCAUUUCCCCCAGUACCAUUCCCCAGUGCCCUUGGGGUCCUACAGGUAAAGGAAGAGGGGUCCGGUGCUAGCCAGGAACGAGACCUCCUGAGGGGAAAUGGGACUUUCUGAUUCUAAGGCCGUCUCUGGGCCUUUAUCCUAAUACUGUGGAAGGAGCCUCUCUCCCAGGCCCCGCCCUGAGGUUUAGCCUCUGGGCCAAAUCUGUGGGGGGGGGGGGG